CAGAUGAGCGGUGAUUGAAAGGAAAACACACAACCCACCUUCCAUGUGCUAACCUUCCUUCUUUUACAUUAAAACUUAAUUUUCUCUUUCACUCGAGAAGAGAAAGAGAAAACAAAAAUAUCCCUAAAAAUCACGACCAAAAGGGAUUCCCUUUUCUCUCAUUUUCCUUUCAUCCAAACAAUGCCUCUCCUUCACUCUUCUGCUUGAAACCCAGAAGAAAAUAAAAUUAUGAAUAAUUCUUGGUUUGACGAAGGGUUUGAUGGGGUGAAUGAUGAUUUCUUUGAUGAUGUAAUAAAGUAUUUGGAUUUCCCAUUGGAAGAUGUUGAAGGCACUGAUGGUGGUGAUGGUAGUAGUGGAGAAGGUGUCAUAGAUUUUCAUUUGCCUCUUGAUGAUGACGUAGAACAAAACAACUCCGGUGGCGGCGAAGAGUGGGAUUGUAACUUUCAGAACUUGGAACCGCCGCCUGCUAAUGUUCUCGCCGGCAUGUCUUCCGGAUUUUCUGGUGAUUUUUUCAAUGAUAGUUCGCCGAAAUGCCUUACGGUUUCUUGUGAUGGAUCUUCUCAGCUAAACCAGUGGUCGAGCGUUACAGAAGCAUCCUCCGGCAGAAGUGUUACCCUACACAGUGAGUCCACCGAUGUCAAAGGUUCAAUCCGGUUCCAGACCUCCAGUCCUGUAUCUGUGCUUGAAAGCAGUAGUACUUGCUCUGCUGCAAAUCCGGUACCUAUUAACCCUAAACUCGGUUUCCUGGUGAAACGAGGUCGAAGCAAGCGCAGACGAGCAUCUGCCUUUAAUGUGCACUUCACAUUGCCUUUCACGUCCUCCACCUCCUCCACCUCCCGAGGAUCUAAUUCAUCAGUUGGUUCUGAAUCUGAAUCAGAAAGCCAUCUCACCGAGGAACCUGCCAAAAAGAGAUUGAAGAAGAAAAUGAACCUGACAUGGCUUUCGGAUUUCAGCGAGAUGAAGAAAUCCCCCUCCCGACAGCCUAUUGAAGUUAGGAAAUGCUUGCACUGCGAAGUUACGAAAACCCCACAAUGGCGAGAAGGACCAAUGGGCCCAAAAACCCUUUGUAACGCAUGCGGCGUUCGUUUCAGGUCCGGCCGUCUCCUCCCUGAGUAUCGCCCUGCUGCAAGUCCCACAUUUGUUCCAGCAUUGCACUCCAACUCUCAUAAGAAGGUGGUUGAGAUGAGAAAACAGGCCAACUUGCCGAUGACCGGAACACCACCCAUGCUGUCAAUCCCACAGGCACCAAUUAGUAUGUAGUUGAGAGAAAGCUUCACAUAGGGAGCUUCAUUGUCAUUGUGUCUUACAUUUUUGUUUUUGGUUCAGUGUGUACAUUGAUGGAAUAAGUAGGAACUUUAGAUGAGAUGUUUGGAGGGUGAAUUUUCAAAUUAGGGUUAAUUUUAGUGAUGCUUAUAGCUCUUGUUAAAGACAUUUAUGUAUCAGUUCUCUCACCCUAUUCAUUUAUUCUUCUUUAA
This is a messenger RNA of Gossypium raimondii (Peruvian cotton), 1475 nucleotides long. Its product is annotated as GATA transcription factor 11. Lineage: Eukaryota; Viridiplantae; Streptophyta; Magnoliopsida; Malvales; Malvaceae. Gene Ontology annotation, biological process: regulation of DNA-templated transcription. The record is from RefSeq and is a predicted model, not a curated record. The transcript has 3 exons. The coding region runs from base 229 to 1260 and encodes 343 amino acids. Gene Ontology annotation, molecular function: zinc ion binding; sequence-specific DNA binding.